AUGUUGCAUUUCGGGUCAGUGGAGCUGGCAAUCGCUAAUUUGACCAAGUGGUAUGGUCUGUCAGGUAAGGGGUCUGCCGCUGCUUAUCAUUGUUUUCGUCCAAGGGCUGCUCCUCGCCCUUGGGCGAAUGUGGUCUGGUGUGCUAGUAUUACACCGAAGCACUCGUUUAUUUUGUGGCUUGGUAUUCUGUCCAAGCUCAGGACUAGGAAUCGAAUCAAGUACUUGAAGGUUGAAGAGUCGUGCAUUUUUUGUACGGAAAAGGAAACUGUGGUGCAUUUGUUUUUCGGAUGCACGUUUACUUUUAACGUUUGGAGCAUUGUUCGGGAAUUCGAAUGGAUUGGCUUCCCUCGGGCUGCAACUACGCUCAAGAGUGCUUUGAAAUGGCUGAAGAAGGAGGCUCGUGGCUCAUGUUGGCGGCAAAAAGCGAAGAAGGUGGCUCUUGCUUGCACUGUGUAUCAGAUUUGGAGUGCUCGCAACCGGAAAAUUUUUGAGAACGAGACGCCUAGGAUAGCAGAGAUGGUGCUCAAGAUCAAGAUACACGUUUACAAGACGGUUUUUGCCUUGUUUCCGCAAUCAGCUUUGCAAAUCGUGCAUCCCUGA
Erythranthe guttata (spotted monkey flower) is the source of this 600-nucleotide messenger RNA. The record is from RefSeq and is a predicted model, not a curated record. NCBI's taxonomy places the organism in Eukaryota, Viridiplantae, Streptophyta, Magnoliopsida, Lamiales, Phrymaceae.